Capronia coronata CBS 617.96 is the source of this 1521-nucleotide messenger RNA. RefSeq lists its product as uncharacterized. NCBI's taxonomy places the organism in Eukaryota, Fungi, Ascomycota, Eurotiomycetes, Chaetothyriales, Herpotrichiellaceae. The record is from RefSeq and is a predicted model, not a curated record. Bases 1 to 1521 code for a protein of 506 amino acids. The transcript has a single exon. Gene Ontology annotation, molecular function: monooxygenase activity; oxidoreductase activity, acting on paired donors, with incorporation or reduction of molecular oxygen.
AUGGCGGAGGACAAAAGCACUGAUGUCCCGCCCAUUGACUCUGAUACCAAUGUUGGCACUGCUGGCAACGGCAAGAAACAAAUCAUUCUGAAUGCGUUCGUGAUGAAUACUCCAGGCCAUCUGGCAGCUGGACAGUGGCGACACCCAAGGAACAAGACCGACCAGUACACGAAGUUGUCGUUCUGGACCGAUUUGGCACAACUACUCGACAAGGCCGGAUUUCACGCCAUGUUCAUCGCUGACACGCUGGGACCUUAUGAUGUAUACAAGGGCCCUGCGAAUGUCGUUCCAGCUUUGUCGUCUGGGGCGCAGUUUCCAGUCAGCGACCCUCUCUACCUGGUGCCGGCGAUGGCUGCGGUGACGGAAAACUUGAUCUUUGGGGUUACCGCCAGCUUGACGUAUGAAAAGCCGUAUGCACUUGCUCGUCGGCUUUCCACAGUCGAUCAUUUGGCCGAGGGUCGCUUUGCCUGGAACAUUGUCACAUCAUAUCUCGAUAGUGCGGCUCGCAACCAUGGUCUGAAAGAACAGAUCCCUCACGAUGAGCGGUAUGCGAUCGCGCACGAGUAUAUGGAGGUGCUCUAUAAGCUCUGGGAAGGAAGCUUCAGAGACGACGCUGUCCUGGCCGACCGCGAGCAGGGGGUCUACAUAUCAAGUGAUGCCGUCCGUCAGAUUCACCACAAGGGCAAGUAUUUCGAAGUUCCUGGACCUCACUUUGUUGAGCCGUCUCCGCAGCGCACUCCGUUCCUCUUUCAGGCCGGCGUCUCGGAAGCCGGAAACAACUUCGGAGGGAAGCACGGAGAAGCCAUUUUCAUUGGCGGACAAACUCCUGAGAGGGUCAAGGCAACAGUUGAUAGUAUCCGCGAAGUUGCAAAGAGAGAAAAUCGAGAUCCGGAUCAUAUAAAAGUCAUCCUCGGAAUCACGGUAAUUGUCGCCGCAACCGAUGAAGAGGCGUACGCCAAACGAGACGAACAUCUCAAGUAUGCCGACACCGAAGGUGUUUUGGCCCUUUUUGGUGGAUGGACGGGUAUCGACCUCUCUGUAUAUGGAGACGACGAAGAUCUUGCUCUCAACGGGUCACCCAACGUUUCAUCAGUUGUUCGGCGAUGGUCUAGCACCGUCCCUGGGACUGACAACCUACCAUGGACCAAGAGACGGAUCGUUGAGUACCUAGCCAUUGGGGGUUCUCAGGCGAAGUUGAUUGGUAGUGCCACAACCGUGGCUGACGAAUUGGAGAGAUGGGUGAACGUUACAGGCGUUGAUGGGUUCAAUCUUGCCCAUCUUGCCAACCCGGGCUCCUUCGAAGACAUCAUCGAAUACCUCAUUCCAGAGCUGCAGCGCCGGGGCCUGUUUAGGACGAAAGCUGAGAAGCCGGGCGCAACCGCGAGGGAAGUCUAUAUUGGGUCCAAAAGACUCCCUGAAGACCAUCCAGGAAGUCAGUUCAAAUGGCGCGCUGGGGAGGAGAUACCAAAAUACCAGGAGCAGAAGGGAGGUGCUAUGAAUGGGGAAUCGGAAAGUACCUGA